AUGGCUGAUGAUCAGAACGGCAAAGAAGCUAUCAACGUGGCUUAUGCCGUUAUUUCAAGCUUGGCGUUAAGUGCAAACUCGUUAGUUUGCAUUUUAUUUGCGAAAAACAGAGUUUUGCUUAAAAAAUCAUAUAACGUUUUCUUGCUACUCUUGGCCAUCACUGAUUUAUUGAACGCCAUACUUCUCUUGGUUACUUCAACGAUCACGUUGAACGGGUGGAAACACUGGAAAGGUGAACACGAUUUACAGACCAAGGUUUCCUGUUGCCCUAUUUGGUUAACAUGGAUUGCGUUCACAUUCAGCAACGCUUCAGUGUAUAUUUGCCUCGUCCUGACGUACAAACGUUGGUGUGCUGUGGUCAAACCAUUAGCUUACCAAACAAAUUUGAACAAGAGACGGUUGAUUGGUGGAUCUGUGGCCAUAUGGCUCCUUGCGUUGUUGUCGUCAACACCACGACUCUUUGAGGUUUUCUUUAAUGACAGUAAGUCUGAUAACUUAGAUAUAUGCAGCAUCGGGAAGACAAUUUCAGUAACACUCAGGAAAAUAUUGGCAGUGAUUCAGCUGAUUCUGAACGUCGCUGUACCUUCAGGGAUGAUGACGGGAAUCUAUUUUCACAUGCUUUUCAAAACACGAAUCCAAAAGAACCAAGUUUUACCCAAUGGCCGCGCCAUUCGCAGUCGCCAAGGAAGAAUGCGUAUGGUGAAGAUUGCGUUACUCUCAAUGAUGUCAUUUUGGAUACCUUAUCAAGUGUUACAUUUACUGUCACUGUUUGAGAUCACAGACAUGACCUUCCCAUCAUACCACUGGACCUCUGCCUUAGUGUUUGUCUCUUCCUGCGUCAACCCCUUCAUAUACGGCGUAACUAAUCAUAGUUAUCGACGCGGUUACUUCGAGAUCGCGUUGGGUUGUUGUCCAGUCAAAGUGCAUGGUUUCCUGUCACGCCAUCUGCCCUUAUCGCAGACUUAUCACGCAGCGGUAUUAGUUCAGUCUUUACACGGGAGAGUGAGGCCUGCAUCAGCUCCUCACAAAGUAAGACAAUCGAUAAAAGUGGACUCGAUAGACCCUUAG
This is a messenger RNA of Pocillopora verrucosa, 1068 nucleotides long. Its product is annotated as phe13-bombesin receptor-like. Gene Ontology annotation, biological process: G protein-coupled receptor signaling pathway. Gene Ontology annotation, molecular function: G protein-coupled receptor activity. The record is from RefSeq and is a predicted model, not a curated record. NCBI's taxonomy places the organism in Eukaryota, Metazoa, Cnidaria, Anthozoa, Scleractinia, Pocilloporidae. Gene Ontology annotation, cellular component: membrane.